CUACACACACACACAGACGCGCGCAAGGAGAGAAGCACCAGCGCGCGCCGCCCAACGGCCGAGUCCGCCACCAGCACUUCCCCUCCCGGCCCCCCUCCCCAACCGCGCGGCCGGGGUAGGGGUAGGGGCCUGGAGGGAGGGACGGUGGCUAGUUGCGGUGUGGCCGGCGCGGCCCGAGCGGACCCGAAGGCAGCCGAAGCCGGCCGCUGAGGGUCUUCUCUCUCCCCGGCCUGACCGCGCCAGCGCGCCGGCAAUGGUGCCGGGGCGUCCGAGCCGCCAGUCGACUGACAGCUCAGCGGCCGAGCGGGCAGGGAGAGACGAGCACGAGCCAGGGAGGCGCCCCCGCCCCUCCUUCACCCGCCAUGGACGGACGUCGGGCGCCGCGACGCCUCCACCGUCUACACGUGUGCAAGACGUGUGUCGUCCGCCGCCGCUCGCGUAAAUAAUUAUACUUGUUCACGUCGCGUGUGCGUUUUUUUUUAUUAUUUAUUUUUUGUUUGUUUUUGUUUUCAACUUUAUUUACUCACCGAAAUAUUUGCGACCAGUGGUUAACUCAAGACGAAGAUAGCAGUCGUUCAACGAUCCAAGAUGAGGAUUAAGAUGCCUGCAGUAAGGAUAGCUCAAGGUAUGGAAAGUAGCUGUGAUUGAUGUUAAAGAAGAAUCGUCAGUGCGGACGCGGACAUGGCUCCCUCGGACACCCUCACCUGCGGCGUGUGCCAGAAGCCGUUCGCGCUCGCCGACAUCGUCAAGUUCAUCCAGCACAAGGUGCUGGCCUGCGGCAAGGAGGGCUACGCGCUGCGCCGCGGCGCCGGCGACAGCGACGAGGGGGAGGCGGGCGUGGUGGGCGCGCGCCGCCCCAGCAUCUCGGCGCCCAUCGGCGGCAGGAAGGCCAGCGGCGGCGGCGGCGGCGGCAGGCCGGUGUGCACGCCGCCCCCGGCGUCUCCGCGCCUGCUGGCCGAGGACCCCCCGCCUCCCAGCAGCACGCCCAAGAGGCGGGCCGGCAGCGUCAGCCCCGCCUCCAAGGGGGAAGAGCUGUCGAGGCUGCUGGACGAGGACCUGAAGCCCCGCAUCAAGCAGGAGCUGGACGUCGGCUCCAGCCCCGACGAGGCGGCCGCCAAGCGCACGAGGAUAGACGUCGCGGACGCCGAGUCCAACACCACGCACUCCGAGCCCAGCAACUACGUGUGUUCGACGUGCAAGCUGAGGCUGCACUCGGCCUGGAGGCUGGUGCAGCACGUGCAGAACACGCACGGCGUCAAGAUCUACGUGGAGUCGUCGCCGUCGUCCAGCUCGACCGGCUCGUCGUCCUCGCCGUGCACCGCCUCGUCGCUCUCGCACGCCGGCAAGAACGGCAGCAGCGGCGCCAACAACCACUCCUCCUCGUCCACCUCGUCCUGCUCCGGGUCUUCCUCGUCGUCCUCCGGCCCCCAGGUCUCCCUGCCCCCCACCCGCCUCUCCAUGCAGCCCCCUCCGCCCUCCUCGCUCGUCGACCCCCACCACUCCCUGCACGCCGCCGCCAACCCCUUCGGCGUGGGCGGCCUGCUCAGGAUGCCGCUCGGCGACCGCCACCACCACCACCAGUUCCCGCCCACCUCCAUGGCCGCGCCGCUGUCCAACCACAUGCCGCACCACCCGCCCGCCCCGGGCCUCUUCACCCGGCCUUCUAGUCACCACGAGCACCACUUCCGCAUGGAGCAGCUCGUGUCCGAGCAGUUCCGCCUCAACUCGCACCACGGCCUGGGGCUGGCGGCGGCCGCGGCGGCGGCUGCGGCGGCGGCGGCGGCAGGGGCGGUGCCCCCGCCGCACCCGCCCUUCCCCCCCGUCCCGGCCGAGCGCUCGCCCGGCCCGCUGCCCGCCGCGUCGACGGUCCCGCGGUCCGCGACCGCCGCGACGCCCGCACACGCGCUCUCCCUGGAGCCGCAGCUGGACUUCUACUCGCAGAGGCUGCGGCAGCUGGCCGGCACCACGAGUCCCGGCGCCGCCAACGGCAACUCCUCGCCCUCCCCCAGGAAGCCCAUCCUCACGCCCCCGUUCACGAGCCCCACCAGCACGAUCCCUCCCCUGAGUGCGGCGACCACCCCGAUCCUCAUGAACAAUAACAACAACAACAACAACAUCAACAACAACAACAGCGGCUCCAAUUCCAACAACAGCCACAGGCCGGAGUCCCUGUCCUCGCCCGAGAAGCAGUCUCCUCUGUCGGACCCGGUGAACAGCUCGGCAGCGCUGACGGUCACCCCGCGCUCGGCGUCCACGCCCCCCGGGAACCUCAAGCCCACGGACUUCUCGCGAGGGGCGACGGACCUGUCCCCCGGCCAAGGGGAGGAGAGGACGAGGGCCUGCGAGUUCUGCGGCAAGACGUUCCGCUUCCUCAGCAACCUGAUCGUGCACCGGCGCACGCACACGGGCGAGAAGCCCUACAAGUGCUCGGUGUGCAACCACGCGUGCACCCAGAGCUCCAAGCUGAAGCGGCACAUGAAGAUACAUCGGCGAGCGCUGCGGGGAAACGGGGGGGCCGGUGGCGAACUAGGGACUGCUGCGAACAAUACCACUGGGGGCAGUGCCAAUUCGACACCGGACAAUAUCUUAAAUACUGGUUCAGUGGACACUCUCGAUGAUGACCUGGACGACGAUCUGGACGACGAUGACGAGGACGAGGAUGACGAGGAAGAGGAUGAAGAGGAGGAUGAGGACAUGGAGCUCGAGGAUGAGGACGGCGACGACGAUGACGACGACGACGACGAAGGCGGCGAUGCCCCUGAAGAUCUCACGACCAAGUCGACGUCUUCGACCCCACCGAACAAUAACGGCUCGGGUGACACGAACAACAAACCCACCACCCCCAGGCCCACUCCGGCACCCACGCCUCUCGAAAAGCUAGCGUCCUCGGGUGGUUCGCUGGUCGGGGAGUUCAUGGACAAAUUCGGCCUCACAAACAUUCAGCAGUACAGUGAAGCCUAUAAGCAGGCUCUGCAGGAAUCCGUGGUAAGUCCUCACCACCUGCACUUGAACCACAAAGACGACCCACUCCACAGAUCACCCAUCAUCUCAGAUAAUAACAAUGCAGUGAAAAUAGAAUCUCACAUGUCAAAAAACUUGGAAAACGGAAUCCUGGACAAAUCGGCGGCAGCCAUGAGAUUCCGUGAAGAGUUUGCAAAAAACAUCAUAGCCGCCGGACAGCCGCCCCUCGACCUGAUCGGUGCCCCUCACGGGUUGUUCGGAUCCGGAACAACGUUCGACAACCCGUUCGAGGCCGCGAACAAGCGCAUGAAGCUGGAGCUGGAGAACCACCACCACCACCACUCCAACCACCACGCCACGUCGCUCGGUCGAGGGUCGGUUGUCAGCAACGACAGGGACAGCUUGUACGCCGGUCUGUGGCUGCCCGCCAUGGCGGCAGCCCACCACAGAGACCACAUCUUCGGCGGGGACACGGCGGCGGCGAUGGACCUGCUCGCCAACCGCUCCUCCAAGUCGAUGGAGAGCGCCCUCCUCAAGGCGGCGGGCAACAACUGCUCCAAGACGGGACCCAGCGCGUCGUCCCUGGCCGCCGCCGCCGCCGCCGCAGCGGCGCUCAACCUGGGGCUGCCCUCUCCCGGCAGCCAGCUGUCCAUGAAGAAGGACAGCAAGCGCAACGACACGUGCGAGUACUGCGGCAAAGUGUUCAAGAACUGCAGCAACCUGACGGUGCACCGCAGGUCGCACACGGGCGAGAAGCCCUACAAGUGCGAGUUGUGUUCCUACGCGUGCGCGCAGAGCUCCAAGCUCACCAGACACAUGAAGACGCACGGCCGGCUCGGCAAGGACGUGUACCGCUGUCGGUUCUGCGAGAUGCCCUUCUCCGUGCCGUCCACGCUCGAGAAGCACAUGCGCAAGUGCGUGGUGAACCAGAACAGUAAGGUGGGCGGCGGUCACAUGCUGCCCGUCUACAUCAAGGACGACACCGAGGACUCCAGCGUGUCAGCCUCCAAGGACGGCACAUGACUCUUCCCUUGGGGAGGAUUUCGGCACCUCCCGCUGCAGAGCAUCUACUGACUCGAAGCCACGCCCCCUCCGAGGGCGCCGUGGACUUACGACCCUGUCUUCGGCUGCAUGCCGUUCCGCAGAUAGGCCGACGUCAGCACGACAUAGCACUGCGAUACCCCCUAACUGUCAACCCUCUGCUCAUACCGCAAAUUACAUUCACAAGAUGACUUAAAUUGAGAUAUCUGACGGAGAUUUAUAUCAUAUUAAGCUAGGUUCAGGAUCCGGCUUCCAAAUGUUAUUAGCUAUGCAUUGUUGGUUUUUUAUUUUUAUAUAUAGAAUGGGGAUAAUCACACGUGCUUUAAAAUGCGUGUGAUUAAUAAAUUAGUAUAUUUGUUAACACAUGAUAGAUCAUGUUUAACACAAACGUACAUCUUUAAAUAAUUAAGAAUAUAAUCUGUACGUUGUUUAAGAUUAUCCUACUACUUACAUGAGAUAAAAAAAUUAUGUUUUUGUCAGUUAUUAAGACGGAAGGAAAAUAUUAGUAAGGCUACUAGUUUAUUAAUAAAACUGAUUUACUUGAAUCACAGUGCAUUGGUGUACAGAUUCGCGCGUAUUAUUUUAAUGCUGAAAUAUUUGUGUAAUUUUUAUAGCACUCAUUAUUGUUAUCUCAAAUGUGAUUUCCAGUCAUGAGCAAGGUGUUGAAAUAACAACUCAGAACCCAAAAACUUUAUUGUAGCUCCGUUAAGGCACAUUAAGGCGAGCAAAAUUCCUUUAUCAAGUGAGCCAGCGUAUAACUGGUUGUGUAACUAAAAUAUUGUACCACCGAAUAAGUGAAGACAGUUGUAAAGAAUUCAUAAUGUAUACAAACUAUAAAUAAAUACUUCUUGUACUAACUAUAUCAUGGUGGGAAACGUUAAUACUGAAAUUCUGUUUUGUGGUUCCAUAAACAUGUUUUUUCACUACGAAUAUACCCUUUUUAGGCAGUAGCAUAGCAUUAUUGUUGGAGGUUUGAUUUAGCCAGCAGAAAUGAAUUUUUUUUUAAACUGUGAUUAUACAUAAUUAAGGUCCUCUAGAACUUGAGCCGGCAAACAAUAAACUUACAGUUUCACAACUAUAGCCCUUGCUGGUAUAUUUCCUAAUUAUAUCGGUUUUCUUUUCCUCGUUACAAUGAAAACAUUCAUCUACAGUUGUAUUUAUCGAUAUUAAAUUGGUUUUACUAUGAAUUUAUUCGUAGGUAGACAUAUUGAUUUUAUCCUUUCAAGAAGUUAAUUUGUUUACAGACACUGCUAUAGUUUUUGACUCUUAAGUUUAUCUUAAUUCGGCUCAGCAAGUUUCUAACUAACCCAUAAGCUAUGCGGUAUAGUUUCAAAUUUGUGCUCAAAUAAUAGAUGCUUUGAAAACCAUGUGUUUGUGGGUAUAGGAAUGGAAAAUAUUAUUUUAUUUCUGUGGUGUAAAUUAUUUAUUGGAUAUGAUUGUAAGGAUUUAGAUAAUUUAAACUAAACAACUAAAGCUACUGAAAUUUUAGCUUAUUUUAUUAUACAUACAUUUUUGUAAUCCAAAAUUAUACAAUAAAAUGUUUUAUAUGUAUGAGUAAUGCAAUACAUAACUGACUCAUGCAGUACCCGAGAAUUGGCGAACAUACAAUUAAUGACUAAUAACCGGCAGAAAUGUUUGUGUUUGCAUAAUGUGACUGAAGCCUUAGAUUAUGCCUAUUUUGUGAUUGCAAAUUGCAACUUUCAGUCUCAGAAUGGACUUUCUGAAUUUGACAGAAUAUGCUAGCUUGAAGGUAAUCCAAAACAACUAUAGUCUAAAUGUUCUUCGGUAACUAUCCCUUAACAAGGUUUAUCAUAAGGUACAUUUAAAUACUAUAGGCUUUUGUCGUGAAUUGUUGCCUGUAGUUUCAGGAUAUAUAAAAUUUAAGACAUGGUAUUAAAUAGCAUUCUUAUUCAAAUGUAUAAACAAAAAUAAUGUUUUCAUAAAAUGUAAAAUUGCAACAAAAUACUUCUUUCAUUCUAAUUUUAUUUGUUAUUUAAUCACACAAAAAUUACCGGAUAAAAUUUAUCUUGAAGCCAUAUAAUUGCAAUGUAAGGUAAUCUUUUUCGUAAAGUUACACUUUUAAUGAGGGUAAGUAGAGUUUUUAUUUCGACUGUUCUGUUUUUUGGAUGA
Bacillus rossius redtenbacheri is the source of this 6132-nucleotide messenger RNA. RefSeq names its product B-cell lymphoma/leukemia 11B (gene Cph). The coding region runs from base 682 to 3984 and encodes 1100 amino acids. Gene Ontology annotation, molecular function: RNA polymerase II cis-regulatory region sequence-specific DNA binding; DNA-binding transcription factor activity. Lineage: Eukaryota; Metazoa; Arthropoda; Insecta; Phasmatodea; Bacillidae. Gene Ontology annotation, cellular component: nucleus. The transcript has 5 exons. Gene Ontology annotation, biological process: regulation of transcription by RNA polymerase II. The record is from RefSeq and is a predicted model, not a curated record.